This is a messenger RNA of Protobothrops mucrosquamatus (brown spotted pit viper), 1756 nucleotides long. RefSeq names its product engulfment and cell motility protein 1. The record is from RefSeq and is a predicted model, not a curated record. Bases 1 to 744 code for a protein of 247 amino acids. NCBI's taxonomy places the organism in Eukaryota, Metazoa, Chordata, Lepidosauria, Squamata, Viperidae. The transcript has 6 exons.
AUGCAAGUAGUGAGGGAGCAGAUAAUGAGAGCACUGACCACAAAGCCUAGUUCUCUGGAUCAGUUUAAAAGUAAACUUCAAAAUCUGAGCUAUACAGAAAUACUGAAAAUCCGCCAGUCUGAGAGGAUGAACCAGGAAGAUUUCCAAUCUCGUCCAAUUUUGGAGCUAAAAGAGAAGAUUCAACCUGAAAUUUUAGAGUUGAUAAAGCAGCAGCGUCUAAAUCGUCUUGUUGAAGGGACCUGCUUCCGGAAGCUUAACAGCCGACGCCGACAAGACAAAUUUUGGUAUUGUCGACUCUCUCCAAACCAUAAAGUUUUGCAUUAUGGAGAUUUGGAAGAGAGUCCCCAAGGAGAAGUUCCACAUGAUUCAUUACAGGAUAAGUUGCCUGUGGCAGAUAUAAAAGCAAUUGUUACAGGGAAGGACUGCCCUCACAUGAAGGAGAAGGGAGCCCUUAAACAAAACAAGGAGGUGCUUGAACUUGCUUUCUCUAUACUAUUUGAUUCAAAUGGACAGCUAAAUUUCAUCGCUCCUGACAAGCAUGAGUACUGUGUAUGGACUGAUGGUCUAAAUGCCCUACUUGGAAAAGAUAUGAUGAGUGAACUGACACGUAACGACUUGGAUACUCUGCUCAGUAUGGAGAUAAAGCUGCGUCUCCUGGAUCUGGAGAACAUACAGAUCCCUGAUGCUCCACCCCCUAUUCCAAAGGAGCCAAGCAAUUAUGAUUUUGUAUAUGACUGCAACUAAAUAAAUUGUCACUCCUCAGUAUUACAGUUAACAACUGGAAAGUUUUUUUAAGCAAAAAGAAAGGAAAAAACAGGAAGAGAACACAUGAUGCAUAUUGGAUUUAUUGUGAUGAUGGGACUGUAAAAGAGCUAGUUCUCACUUUGCUUUCUGCCUCUUGUUCUUCUCCAUUGCUAAUGAAAAACAUCACUUCCAUUAACGUUUUACUACUGGGCAAGAUCAAAGGAAUAUUUUAACAUAAAAGGUGUUACCAAAGGAAUUUUUUAAUUUUUUUUAAAUGCUGGAGGACAGUUCCAAAUAAAAAGACAGUGUGAUGUAACAGCAUAAUCUCCAAACUAGAUCCAGCAUUGCAGGUGCUUUAACAAGAGAGAAAGAAGUAGAGAACAGAUAAAACUACAAUAAAUGAGGAAGUGAGAGUUAUCUCCCACCAGUCAUUUCAGAUCUUGGAAUCAACAGGAUAUCUCAAUAAAAAUGAAGAUUAUUAACCACUUGCAGCUUCUAUAUUGUUGUAGUUGUGAUUCACCAUUAUCUUUAUCAUUAACACCAGCAUCUUAAGUCAAGUGACUGUUUUUUAAAAAAAAUCACAGAUAAUAUUACAGGCAUUUGUAAUCCCAUAAUACCCACAAUUUAGUAUCUCAUCUGAAAUGUCCACACACUUAACAAAGUUACUUGCUCUUUAUGUCCUAUUGUAUAAUCACUAACUGAAAGCAGUGGGCAUUUUUUAGUCCAGGCUGUGAUUGAUUAAUUUUGUUUGCAAAAAGAUACCGAAAAUGCUGUGUUCAGGAUUAUGUUGUAGAAAUGUGCAGAGUAUUAUAAAUUUGCAAUGAACGUGGAUUUGUAUAAACAUUUGAACGAAACUUGCCAAAUUUAUAUAUAAUUGAAAACAAAAUUAUAUUGUGUGUACUUUAUUAAAAAAAUACCUGUUUUGAAUUCUAUAUUUUACUUAGAACAUUCUCCUUGGAGAGAAUUUACACCAACAUUCCCAUCAACAUUGCUAUGAAUAAAACUGAACUUG